CAUUUUACAACAAAAUUUCCUCAACCGCCGACAGCCAGACGCGCGUCUUUUUUUUAUCAAGUGAUUAAUGCUGAUUUUACGGCGAUUCAUAAGGCACAGGAAGUGAAAAAUUACAACUAAACUGAAUUAGAACACGUUUUUUUCUAUCGGAAAACACCAUGGAUCGACGCCUGAGACGCCCGCGUCGCACGGACGACGUGUCCAGCGGUCCAGUGUUGCAACAAUCCACACAACCCAGUCUCUUACCGGUGACCCGACGAGCGGGAUCUAUUACAGCGGCCGCAGCAGCCUCUGCCGUUGGUCCCGCUACCCGGACACGUGCCUCCCCGUCGCGCAACAAGGUCACCGCACCGCCCUCACCCGAACUUGGUCCGCGCACCCGUCGCUCCAGUCGUCCGAGAUCAUCGGUGGGUCCGUUGACCAUAUCGGGACCAGGAUCCGGUUCCUCGUUGGCCAUCAAGGCCGCCAUCAAGGCUCGCACGCCCAUUCGAGAGGUUUCUGAGGUAGCAUCACCCGUUCGUCAGUCUACCAGCAAUUUUCCCACGACGCUGACCACCAACACAUCUAGCGGUGCCCCGAAUAAAUCCUUCAACACAAGCUCCGUUAACAGCGGCAACAACUACAGUCGCACGACUACAACCAGCUCCACCACAACUACCGAGCGCAUUGAAAUCCGUGCUGAGGGUGAUAGCGAGGUGGACACUGAUUCCAUUCGGAAGCGUAUCACCGAAAGACUCCGCAGAUCGGUAUCGAAGACAAUCUCGAAUUUGGCAGGAACCCCAGUGACGAACACCGAAGAAGGUAGUCGCUACAGCCGGAGUGUUUCCCGAUCAGUAUACGACGAUGAGAAGUCCUCGAAGCACAGUUACUCCACGGGAGAAGAGGAUAUCGAAGAGGAAGAUGAGCUUGAGGAGGAACAGUUCCGUAGCUUCAAUGUCACUCGAAAAUCGGCAACUCCGGCAGAAACCUCAUGCCGCCAAUUGAAGACUCCUCGAGAAUUCGGCGGCUGGCCAGGAGCCUUCCUGCUAUUGCUUCUGUUGCCCACAGUUGUGUACUAUCUCAGCUGGAGCUGCACAUCCAGAAAUUCCUGUCACUUUAAGCGCUUAAAUCUUGGUAUUGUACUGGAUGUAAACUACUUAACUCGACAUGUGUUCCAGCCUCGUGUGGUCGGUGCCUUUGCUGCCUAUCAAGUGGUGGUCUUUCUACUAGUGGCCCUUCUACCAGGACGAAGGGUUCAUCUCACUCGAGAGACCUAUAAGUUUAACUGUCCAGCAGUUGCACUGACCCUUUUAUUUGCCGGUGGAGUUGCCGAGUAUCUGAAGUAUCCGGUUGUGUCUUUCAUUCUGCGUCACUAUCUUCGUUUCUGUAUUUUUGGACUCGUUGGAGCCUUUGUGGCUGCUGCCUGGAGCUACUGGUUGGUGGACAAUGCCAAAUACAAUGUGCUUCGCCAGACGCUGACCAAUGAUUAUGGCAGAACUGGCAUCUUUGUGGUGGAUUUCGCGCUGGGCAGACAGCUCAAUCCCAAGUGGCUGGGACGCGUGGAUUGGAAGCAGUUCCAGUACCGACUCUCCUUGGUGACCACUUUGAUCUAUGCCGUAUGUUAUAUCUACCAGACGGUCGUAUGGCCACAGAAGCCACAACUGGCAGAAACAGAAGGAAAUCUUCACCUGGUUAAAUACUACUGGAACAAUGUCAACUAUGAUGCGGGCAUCCUGCUCUCGGCCGGCUGUUUGCUGUUCUACGUUUUGGAUUCCAUCAUAUUUGAGCACCACUUGAGCUCGUCUUUUGAGUUGCAACAUGAAGGUUAUGGUUGCCUGCUGCUCCUGCGCUACGCAGCCACUCCUUAUCUGCUGACGGCGGUACCCAAGUAUUUCUACGAUCAACGCGUGCCGAUCUCCUGCUGGUACGCUCCGCUGGGAGUGGCUGCUCUUCUAUCUCUGGGAUUGCUGAUAAAGCGUUAUAGCUGCGCCUACAAGUACAAAUACCGAGAGAACUCACAGAAUCCGAUCUUUGCCAAUAUUGAGACUAUUCACACGUAUCAGGGAAGCCGUCUGCUGCUCAGUGGAAUGUGGGGCUGGGUCAGGCAGCCCAAUUAUCUCGGUGACAUCCUAGCCCUGCUGGCCUUGGCUGCUCCGAUGGCCCUGCGUAUUGCCUUGCCUCCGCUGUUGGGUCUAAGUUUGAUCAUUGUGCUGCUGCUACAUCGCGCCACCCGAGCUAAUGCCAGGAAUCAGGCGCGCUAUCACUCCUCGUGGCACCGCUAUAGCACCCAGGUGCGCAGCUACAUUCUGCCCAGGAUCUACUAAGGACUUAAUUGACGCAUUAGUUGACUUUUUUAUUUUUGUGGCCAUUUUUAUUUCGAUUUCAGUUUGUUUAUAUUAAAUGUUUCGAAUUUGUAUAUAUAAAUACGUACUCAUAUUGUUCCCACACCAUCAAUAUGCAUUAAUUUAAGUUUUUACUUUCGCCGACAAACAUUUAACAAAAAAAAAAACAAAUCUUCACACACACACACACACAUAAGUUUAAAGUUUAGUUAAAGGCAUCCAAAACAUCUAGCUGUACGGAUUUAUGCGCUUAAGAUCUAUAUACUUUAAAUAAUCAUAACUUUAUGGAACUAUAUGGUAUGCAUAUAGAAAGUACUUUUUAUACUUAAAUAUGAAAUAAAAAAUCCUUAGUUUCUAUGCUAUAGAGAAACGCACAAAAA
Molecule: messenger RNA, 2701 nt
Organism: Drosophila eugracilis
Lineage: Eukaryota; Metazoa; Arthropoda; Insecta; Diptera; Drosophilidae
Gene: LBR
Product: lamin-B receptor
Exons: 3
Coding region: 159-2303 (714 amino acids)
Biological process (GO): sterol biosynthetic process
Cellular component (GO): nuclear inner membrane; endoplasmic reticulum membrane
Molecular function (GO): oxidoreductase activity, acting on the CH-CH group of donors, NAD or NADP as acceptor
Source: RefSeq, a predicted model, not a curated record